Molecule: messenger RNA, 1671 nt
Organism: Cannabis sativa
Lineage: Eukaryota; Viridiplantae; Streptophyta; Magnoliopsida; Rosales; Cannabaceae
Product: 2-hydroxyisoflavanone dehydratase
Exons: 1
Coding region: 424-1419 (331 amino acids)
Molecular function (GO): hydrolase activity
Source: RefSeq, a predicted model, not a curated record
CAUAUUACAAAUUUACAAUGUCAACUUGGCAUUUCUCAUUAAUGAGAAACAAUUACCAUUGCGGCUUUUAAUGGAGUGAAAUAAAGACACUUUGAAGGUCAUAUGUACUGUGUAGCUAACACCAUUAAAUUUGAGUUUGACAUCAAAAUUACAUAAAUAAUACACAUUGAAAAAGCAUUGCUAUUGCGGACUAUCCAACACUUUUUAUAAGUAUCACCCUUGUUAUUAACUAAAAUAAUUUUUUUUAAGUUAUAUGAAACUCGCUUAUUAAUUACACCAAUAAAGUUUAACUGGCACGAAAGAAGGUACUUCAUUAAUGCAUUUUAACAAUUAAACCAUAUCUCGAUCGAUCUAUUUCUCUCUCUAUAUAUAUUUAUAUUUAUGUAAACACCACCAAAUUAAAUUUAAUUUACAUCUCCAAUAAUGGCUUCCACCUCCAAUAAAGACAUAGUCACUGAGAUCCUUCCAUUCAUCCGGAUCUACAAAGACGGCACCGUAGAACGCCUCACCGAAUCUCCAUUCGUCCCACCCUCACCUUAUGACAAUCACCACCCAGAAACCGGAGUUCCAGUCACUUCCAAGGACAUCUCCAUCUCUCUCCAACCCCUGAUUGGAGCUCGCUUGUUCCUUCCAUUACUCCCAAACACCCUCAACAACAACAAACUUCCCAUCUUGGUCUACUUUCACGGCGGCGGCUUCUGCUUCGAGUCAGCCUUCUCCGCCGACCACCACCAAUUUCUCAACAGCUUAGUCUCUGAAGCCAAAAUCAUAGCCGUAUCCGUAGAGUACCGGUUAGCCCCAGAACAUCACCUUCCAAUCGCCUACGAAGAUUGCUGGACUGCCCUCCAAUGGGUGGUUUCUCUUUCAACUAACGAUCAUCAUGGUACCUCUGAGGAGCCAUGGUUGACUGAUUACGGCGAUUUCGAGCGAGUUUUUCUAGGAGGGGACAGUGCGGGAGCUAAUAUUGUUCAUAACAUAGCUAUGAGAAUUGGGAAAGAAGGGUUGUGUAAUGGGAUGAAAGCUGUGUCAGGAGCUUUUCUUACUCAUCCUUACUUUUGGGGUAGUUCUGAAGAUGAGGGUGGUGAUAAUGGUGAGAUUAGUUUGGCUCAUGUGAUUUGGAACUUUGUGUACCCUUCUGCGCCCGGUGGUGUAGAUAAUCCGAUGAUGAAUCCGGUGGCAGCGGGAUCUCCGAGCUUGGCCGGAAUCGGGUGUUCGAGGUUGCUUGUUAGUGUGGCUGAGAAAGAUUUUCUGAGAAAGAGAGGGAUAGGAUAUUAUGAGGCUGUUAAAGAGAGUGGAUGGAAUGGUGAGAUAGAGUUGGUUGAUGUAAAGGGUGAAGAUCAUGCCUUUCAGAUUUUGCAUUGGAAUACUCAAAACUCCAAGAAUCUCAUCAAACGUUUGGCUCACUUUCUACAAAAUUAAUUAAUAAUUAUGUUUUUACAUGUAUUGUUGGUAGUUGGAUUGAAACUAGGGGGACCAAGUAGGGACAUUACUAAACAGAGAAGGAUGAAUACUCUUAUCGAAUCCAGCUCUCCAAAUCUGCCUAAGGUCUUAGCUCAUAAAGUCAUUCCCAUUCAUAAACAUCUUUAAAACUUCUAUAAAUGUAAACUCUAUAUUUAAAUUUGUUUUUGUGACUACUUUGUUAUUUCUUUCAAAGAAACUACUUUGUUAUUA